Pneumocystis murina B123 is the source of this 3630-nucleotide messenger RNA. RefSeq lists its product as hypothetical. Gene Ontology annotation, biological process: negative regulation of RNA catabolic process; regulatory ncRNA-mediated post-transcriptional gene silencing. The record is from RefSeq and is a predicted model, not a curated record. Bases 414 to 2735 code for a protein of 773 amino acids. Gene Ontology annotation, cellular component: catalytic step 2 spliceosome. The transcript is spliced from 7 exons. NCBI's taxonomy places the organism in Eukaryota, Fungi, Ascomycota, Pneumocystomycetes, Pneumocystales, Pneumocystaceae. Gene Ontology annotation, molecular function: protein binding.
GUCACCUUUUACAUAUGUUAAACAAAAUACAGAAAUAAUAGUGGAAAAACUACGUCUUCACCACUAAUCUUCUUUACAAUAGUCGAUUUUCCUGCAUUAUCCAAGCCUCUAUAAACAUAUUAGAAUUUAAAUUAAACUUUUAUAAAAAAAGACAAAUUUACAGCAUCAAAAUACGUAUUUCUUUAUCUUUUCUCCUCUGUUUCUUGAUAAUUGUAUAAAGGCCCAUUUUUUAUAAGGAAAACUCAAUUUUUCAGAUCUUUUUAAUAUACAUUCAUUAUAAAUUUUAACCGAAAACCGUCUACACUUUGUCAAAAAUUAGAAUCAUUUUUUUCAGGAAGUUAUCAGAUAAAUAAAGCAAAAAUAUGCCAUGCAAAUGAAUGAAUUAUAUUUGAGAAUCUUCUAAUAAAAAAAAGAUGAAUCAAAUACCUAAAUUCAAUAGUUUUAAAACACAUCUUCUUCAAAAACAAAAAGACCUACAUAAAAAGGAAGAAACACAAGAAUUAUUAGAUGAUUUAAAGAAGAAAAAAUCUUAUAUUGAAGAUGAAGAAUAUGAAAAAAAGAAUAUAAAUAAAAUAAGCUAUGAUAGAAAAAAAAUAGAAGAAAAAAACAAAUUGUUUAUUAUUGAUUUAUCAGGAGAUAUAAAUAAUAUAAAAUAUGGCAAAAAUGAUCAAUAUUCUAUACCAUAUUAUCGAAGAUCAGGGCAUGGACGUGUACUUGGAUGUAAGGAAAAUAUAAGAUUACGGGUUUAUCCAGAAAAUCCUAAUGAAAUUAUUUUGUUUCCAUUAUCAAGCUAUAAUAAUUAUAAAAAAGUAUUUAAUUCAGAACUUAAUCAGAAUCUACAAUAUCUAAAAGAAGCUAAAGAAUCAAAUCAUUUUAAUGAAGUAAACUAUCAGGAAAAUUAUAUUCCUUUUGAAGUUGAGAACUCAGAUACGCCAUCUAUAACAAAUGAUUCAAAAAACCAUUCAAAUAACAUUAGUCCUGAAUCAGAUAAAAUAGAAAAUGACGUUAACAUAUUACAUAUAUGGAAAAAAGGCGAUCCUCAAUUAGAAUUAAAAGAAUUGUCAAAAAAAAUAGAAGAAUCUCCAUUAGAUUAUAAAUCAUGGUUAAAAUUGGUUGAUAUACAAGAUAAAAUAUUAUGGACAAAUAAUAAUAAAAAAUCUAAAGUGGAACAAUUAGCUGUUAACGAAGUUAAACUUAAAAUACUGGAAAAAGCAUUAUCGCAUUGUCCUGAUAAUGAUGACCUUCUUCUAAAAUAUAUGUCUAUAAUAAUUUUAAUUUGGGAACCCCAAAAAAUAAAUCUAGAAUGGAAUAAAAUUUUAAAAAAAAGCUUAAGUUUACCUCUUUGGAAAAAAUAUAUGGAUUUCUACCAAACUAAUUCAAUAUCUUUUGCUUAUAAUGAAUGCCUUGAAAAUUUUCAAAAUAAUCUUCAAAUUCUUAAAGAAGCAUCAAAAAAUGAAAAAUGCCAGAGAAAAAUAGAAAACAUAGAAGAAAUUAUACAAUAUAUUCUUAUUCGAAUAUGGUUUUAUAUGAAAGAAGCAGGAUAUACAGAAAAUUCUAUUGCUUCUAUUCAAGCAUUAAUUGAGUUUAAUUUUUUUAUGCCAAAUAAUUUUUUGUCUAAUAUUAAUGAUGUCAAUUGUUUACAAGAUUUUGAGCAAUUUUGGGACUCAGAAGUCCCUAGAUUUGGAGAAGAUGGAGCUAAAGGAUGGAAAAAUUAUCAUAAUAAAUACCAACAUAUAGUAUUAUUUGAGAACGAUUCUAGCGACAUAUCUCUUUCUAAUAAUGAAAAUAUAUCUCAAAAUAUUGAAGAUGAAUAUACAAAAUGGUAUAAACAAGAAACAGCUAAAAAUUCUUAUAUAAAUCCAAAAAGAUCUACUAAUACGAAUACUGAAAACGAUCCCUAUUCCGUGAUUUUAUUUUCUGAUAUUGAGCAAUUAUUAUAUUUCUUUACAACAGAUAGAAUACGCUUAGGCUUAAUAUAUUUUUCGCUACAUUUCUUUGGAUUUUCACUACAUAGGAUAGACAAAACAUCUAAUGAAUCACCUUUAUUGGAUUCGUUUAUACAGGAUUUUUUGCCAAUUGAUUCAUUUAACUGGUUUUGGUCAAACGAAUACCUAUCCUUAAAACCUUCCCAACAAUUCAAUAAAAAUGCUAUUGAUUCUGAUUAUCUAUUAAAGCAUCUGAAAAGUCCAGUACAUAUUAAAUUAAAAAAUUGGCCAAUAACUAUUGACACUUUAUUUUCAAUUGAUAAUACCUGGUAUCAAAAUAUUGAUUGUCAAGGAUUUGACAAAGAUUUCAUAAAAAGAUACUUUGAACAAUUAGAAAGUGUAAUAGAUGACGAUUUAUUUUCCAUGUUACAUCUCUUAUUCCGGAAUUAUUAUUCAUCAUCUGAUGUACGAAAAUUGGCCAAAUUUAUUCUUAAGAAAAAACCUUUAAAUAUGAAAUUAUGGUGUGCAUACGCCCAGCUCGAAUAUAUUAAUGGAAAUAUAUUAGAGGCCAGAAAGAUUUUUGUAAAUACAUUAAAAAAUAUUAAACCAGAUCAUACAGAAAAAUUUUAUGACUAUCUUGUCGCUUAUAAAUUAUGGGCAGAAAUAGAAAUGAAAAAUAACGAGAUUAACAAUUCGAUCAAAAUACUAGUAUCUAUGGUAGAAAGCGAAUUAAAUAUUGAAACAUUGAUAUUUAACGAUGAAAAAAUAUGCUCGGAUUCUAUAUUAUUAAAGGCUCAAAAGGUAUAUUAGUUCAAGUUAUAUCUAAAAAAGGCUCAUUUCCAGUCUUUUCAACAUCUAAAUAGGUUAUCAUUAUCUUUUGGAAAUUAUAAAAUGCUUCGUUUAUUUACAGAAUGUUACGCAUUGUUAAAUUAUUUAAUUAAAUCAUUAGAUAAUGCUCUAGAAGUAUAUUGUCAAGCAAAAAAUGAUUUCAAUAAUUCAGUUAAUUCUAAUUCCAUCGAAUAUGAACAGCUUUUAACUUCAGAAUUACGAUUACUUUACUUUUGUUCACAAACAACUAAAGUAUUUAAAAUCUCUACCAUUCAGGAUAGAGCAAGAACUGCAUUAUCUAAAUUUCCUAAUAAUUGUAUAUUCUUAUCUAUAUUUAUCUGGUCAGAAGCGAAAUCAUUACUUAAAACAAAGAUCUACCAUUAUUUUGAAAAAAAUAUAUUUAAAACUGAAAAAUCAUCUUAUAUUGUUUUUCUUUCUGCAAUAUGGGCCGAGUUAUAUAUUAAUCCUUAUAACAUUAAUACGCAUGCAAUAAGAUCUUUAUUUGAAAGAGCAGUAGAAAAUCAAGAAACAAAAUCUGAUUUAAUAAUAUGGAAAUUAUAUAUUCAGUUUGAGAUACAAUAUGGAACCUUAGAAAAAGGAAAAGCAAUUUUUUAUAGAGCAAUUAGGGACUGUCCUUGGUCAAAAAAUCUUAUACUUAUUGCAUUUAAUGAACUACGGUCACAAUUUAACUCUGAAGAAUUAACCAAGUUAUAUAAUACUAUGAUUGAAAGAGAAUUUAGAAUUUCCAUAGAUUUGGAAAUUGCAAAAAAUAUACAAGAAACAAGCUACUCAUGUCUAGCACAACUACCACAGGAUAUAAGUAGUGAUGAAGCAAUGGAAUAAUUUUUAGACAUCAAAUAUUUAUUAAUAUAAGACC